Molecule: messenger RNA, 1829 nt
Organism: Neurospora crassa OR74A
Lineage: Eukaryota; Fungi; Ascomycota; Sordariomycetes; Sordariales; Sordariaceae
Exons: 1
Coding region: 270-1379 (369 amino acids)
Cellular component (GO): nucleus
Source: RefSeq, a predicted model, not a curated record
UCACAACUGAAACUUCCCGUCGCCUUUCUUUCACAAGGGAACGUCACUGCAGCUCGAAACUUCAUCAUACGCAAAUCCUACCCUAGAUACCAGAGCUCAUAACCCUGCAACCGCAUAUCGGAGGAAUCGAGAUCGUAUAGUCAUUUUUAUUCCAACACAUUGCUUGAAUCAUCAACUGCACGGGCAACCUUGAAACUCACCCAACGAGGCUUCGGCUUUCCAGAUCUCUGCGCAUCAACACGGCGAGAAACACACAAAGUUCCGAAAUAAUGCCUCUGCAAGAUCCGAAUCUCUACGGGCAACCAGCGCCCAAGAAACAAAAGAAGGAGUUGAAUCUUUCUGCUUCUCUAACCUUCUCGUCCCAGCUCAGCUCACUUCUCGCCGCGUCCUCAGCGUCAUCAACAUCAUCACCUGCCAGCACAACAGCCACAACAGCCACAACCGGUCGUGCGCGGCCCUCUAAAGCUGGCAAGGACAUCUUUUCCGGGGUGAAAAAGAAGACUAAGCCUGGCGCCAGGACCGUUAACGAGGACAGAGACGGCAAGCUGACGCUCAAAGAGCCCGUGGGCACCGAAGAUGAGAAGAGGGAGCUUGAACGCGCCCGCCGGAAUAUGGAGCACAAGGCCCGUCUCUAUGCCGCCAUGCAACGUGGGGAUUAUAUCGGCAAGGAAAUCGGUCUGGUUGACUUUGAUCGGAAAUGGGCGGAGGAGCAGGAGAAGAAAACAGGCCACACUGGCGAGGUGUCAUCUUCAUCAGAGGAUGAAGAGUCCGAGGAAGAAAGGGAAGAGUUGAUAGAGUACACCGACGACUUUGGCCGCACCCGCCUCGUCACGCCAGCCCAAAAGGCCAAGCUGGAGCGCUCCCGCUCCUCCGCCGCCGAACUCACGCAAAUGUCCGCUCGCCCUGCCGAGCCCGAGCAGCUGAUCGUAGGCGAUACCAUCCAGACGGAAGCCUUUGCCGCCACUGUGACUGCGGAUCGGUUGGAAACCAUCAAUGAGCUAGCCGCCAAGCGCGACAGGAGCGCGACGCCGCCUCCGCCGACCCAUUAUGACGCGAACUGGGAGAUCCGCACCAAGGGUGUGGGAUUUUUCCAGUUCAGCAAGGACGAGAAGAAGAGAGAGGAGGAAAUGAGGGCGCUAGAGGAAGAACGCAAGAAGACGGAGGAGAAGAGGAGGGAGCGGGAGGAAAUCUUGGAGAAGAGGAAGAGAGAGAUUGAAGAGAGGAGGAAGGAGAUCAAGGAGAGGAGAGCAAGAAAGAUGGCGGAUAACUUUUUGGAAGGGUUGGGUGAGGAGCUUCUGGGAGGAGAUGCUGCUGCAGCCGGGAGUGGUGGCGGCGGACGAAAAAGGGAGAGGGAAGUGGAUGUGGAGAAGAAGAAGUAAGAUCGCCCCGCGGACAAGUCAGAAACGUUUUCCUACGAUGAGAAACAAUGAUGCCCCUGUUGGUAGUUAUGCUUUGAGGUGGGAGACUCGCCACACUUUUCGCUGCGACGUGUUGGUAAUCGCACGGUUGAUGGGUGAACAAGAAAGCAUAAUCGGCAUCUACAAAGUCAAAGGUAUGAAUAUAAAGCACGGAGCUAUGGGAGUUCCAUCACAUACGACCAUACCCACUGGAAAACUCGGGAUCCCGUCCGCUCUCCCAUAGAUAAGCCAGUGAGGGCCAGACUAGUAGUUGGGUCGGUGACGACCAGCGAAUCCCUGGUGUUGUAUGUUUUUUUCUGCCUUUUUGCCCUUUGUCUCGGUCAUUUUCUGAGUUUGUUCUUUCUCUUAUCGAGCUGUGGCAGUCGUCGCCCACUCACUACCAAACCAUUGUCUGUUCACUCAACUCGGCGC